Messenger RNA from Rotaria sp. Silwood2, 1254 nucleotides. The record is from the annotation of a GenBank genome assembly. NCBI's taxonomy places the organism in Eukaryota, Metazoa, Rotifera, Eurotatoria, Philodinida, Philodinidae.
AUGGGAAAUGCGACGAGCGAACAAGAGAAAGAAGAAUCGAUUCUUCGUAAUCCUCAAGAAGGUAAAGCGUCCAGCUUUUACUGGGCAUGUCGACAUGGUGAUCUCGAUUUAGUUAAAAAUAUUUUUUCAUCAUCGAAAUUCAACGAUAUUAAUUGUCUAGAGCUGAAUGGAAGUACUGGUUUACAUGCAGCUUCAUAUAAUGGUCAUGUUCAUGUUGUUCAAUUUCUUCUUCAAAAUGGAAUUUUUCGACAUCAAGGAAAUCGUUAUGGUUUUACUGCACACGAAGAGGCAAAAAAUGACGAGAUUCGUGAACUGUUUCAUCGACCAACUGGUUCGCAACGUUUUGCUACCGAUACAGCAGAUGAUACUCGACAGCUAUUUAAUACACAUGUUGAACAGUCGACAGACAACAAUGAGACACCAGAGAACAAUUGGAUCGGUGGAGCAAGUGACGAAACGUCAAUUGGUGGUUUUCAAGCGCUUUGCCAUGUAGGCAAAUAUAUGGUAACCUCAUCUAUUCUUCGACCAUUAUUCAUGAAUAUUCUACGUCUGAAAGAUUAUCCAGAUUUUGCAUACAACGAAAAAUUAGCUGUCGAAGGAUUGCAACGUAUUAUCGACAACCAUGUUACUUCAUCGCAUCCUGAGUAUCAAAAGGCAUGUUAUCUUCUUUCCAAAUACGAUAAAUCCAAACAAGUUAAAUAUCUUCUGCGUCUCUAUUCGCUUGAAACACCUUUUUAUCGACAUCUUGGCAUAGAUCAACAAUCACAUUGUUUGGUGACGCCAAUUUUUUUCCACCUGGACACAUUGAAAAAUCGUGCAUUUCAAGGGGUUUUAUAUCGUGGUUUAUCAAUGACUGAAAAAGAUCUACAACCAUAUAAAUGGGCUUUAAAGCAGAAAGAAAGUGUUCUUAUGACAGAGACUUUCUGUUCAACAUCAGUUGAUCAAAAUGUAGCAUCUAGUUUCAGCGAAAAUGUUUCUGAAAACAAAAUUGGUGUUAUGAUGAUUUUCAAAUUUGCAAAAAAAUGUGAUACAGCUAUUCAACUAUUUACUGUAUCCGAGAAUCUACCUGGAAUAUCUGAUUUUGAAAAUGAACAUGAAGUCCUUAUCUUACCAUUGACAUUCUUUCAUGUGACAAAUAUUGAUAUUAACAAAACUAAUGGUCAAACAACAAUCUAUCUUGAAAAUCUUCGAACAAAAGGAGGAUUCUUGACAUUGCUAAAAGCUAAUUGGGACUUGGGCAAUAGUUCUGAUUGA